UGCAUCCAUUGAACAAAUAGUUCCGGGGUGAAAAGCGAUGCAACACCGUUGAUGGCUACUGUCAUCUUCUGAAAGCUGUCAGAAGCUUAUUACUAUAAUGGCUUGCUGCAGCCAAGAAGACACAUUUGUUAGCGCACUUGUGAAAUAUCUGCUGUUCUUCUUCAACUUUGGAUGCUGGUUGUUUGGUGGUGUGCUGAUUGGAAUUGGUGUUUGGGCCUUCAUCGAGAAAAAUCGUUUUUAUCACAAAGAGGUGCAGACAGUGUAUGACAUCAUAUUUGACCUUUCUGUCAUCUUCUUUAUCAUCGGGUUCAUCAUUUUCAUCCUGGGAUAUGCUGGUUGUAUUGGAGCUCUUAGAGAAAAUAUUUGUCUUCUCAAAUUUUAUUACAUAACGAUGAUCAUCAUAUUCCUACUGCUGGUUGUGGGAGCUGUAUUAGCAUUUGUGUUCAGAGACAAAGUUAAACAAAUUCUGGUUGAUGUCCUCCAACAAAAUCUUAUAACGCGUUACCAAGAUGACCCAGAUGGACAGAGCACCAUCGACUGGAUACAGGAAAAGUUAUACUGCUGUGGUGUGAAUGGUUACCAGGACUGGAAUAGUAACCAAUACUUCAACUGUACUGAGGACAAUCCCAGCCCUCUACGCUGCAGUGUGCCCUACUCCUGUUGUAGAGACCCUGAUGUGCUCACGCCUGGUGUGCCUAAUAUACUGUGUGGAAAAGAUGUGUUAGAAGAGUCUGGAGACAUCUCUAUCAUCUACACCAUUGGAUGUGUGGAUGCGGGAAUACGUCUGGCCGAGAAAGAACUCCCAGUCAUGGGGGGUAUCGUCAUUGGACUGGCAGUUCCUCAGUUAUUUGGGAUUUGCCUUUCACGGCUACUUGAGGGUCAGGUGAUGGACCAGAGAGCCAGAUGGGCACAGGCACACCAUGGACAUCAUCAGUAGUUCAUACAAUGUGAACACAUUUGAAAGCUCAUACACUAUGAACACCAUCAACAUUACACAAUGGAUACACCAUGGAUAUCAUCAAUAGUUCUUUCUAAUGAAACUCAUCAGUAAUACACAAACACCGUCAAUGUAUCCAGGAUACUCAAGAUACUCCAGGGGUUACUUUCACUUUCCCUCUCUGCACCCCUUUAAUAUGUCAUGGCAAAACCGAAGGCUCGGUCAUCACUGUCAUGAGGAUAAAACGAAAAAGGGCUAGUUUGAUCCUUUAAUAUACAUCAAAUUUAUCUCAAGGUCGCCAUAUUGUUACAAAAAAUAUGGUUGCUAUGGUAACUGGUCACUUUAAACAGGUUUCAAAGAGCUAUAACUCCUCAGUCGUACGGCUGAUUCUAUUCCUCUUUGGUCAAAUGUUGUAAGUAAACAAAGCAUAUAAUUUGACAUAUUACUUGUUUCCAAAACUAUCACAAUGGCAACACAAUCCUGUCCUGAUGAUGUUGUCCACUUUUGAUCAAAUUUUGUAUAUAGCGGUAUAAGGAUAUGCUGAACAACACUAUUAAGGUUUUGUUGGCAUGACAACCAUGCUAAGUUAAGUGGUGGCCUCUGAUUUGUUGUAAUUUAGAAAUUGUCCAAUUUUGACCCACUUUGGAGGAGCCAUCAGAUAGCAGAUCUACUUAAAAAUUAAUGACAUUUAACAUGGCUGUUGCUGCUCUGAAAUCUUAGAAGGCCAAGCAUUAUUUGUGUGAUUGGUCAGAUUUAAACAAUCAAUUUUAACAUAUUCCAGGAGUGCAAAGAGCGAAAGUGAACUUAAACUGUGGAGUAUCAAUUGUACGGAAAAGACUCCACUGAUUCAAUAGUUCAAAAAAAUGUAAGACUUAUAGUCAUAACAUAUCAGGCCAUCAGUUGUUAAUUUGAGACUCACCUUUAAAUAUGAUGCCAUCUGACUCGCCAAGAUAUCACCAGUAGUCUUCAACAGACAAAACAUACCAUAACAUAAUUCAAACAGUUUCUGUUGUUAACCACAUGUGGUCAUCAAUAUGUCUCGUGGAAAACCCGUCUACAGCCUGCAGUGAUCACAUUCUGGAAGUAUGAUAUUUUUUUUCAAAAGCCUUAUACAUGUAAUCAAAUUUAUUGUGUAGUUACCACAUUUGUAUGUAUUAAGACAAAAAUUGUGCUAUGUUUAAGCAUCAAUUUUUAAUUUUAGGUCUCUAAAACUGAUUUUCAAAUCUAUGAAUGUAAUGAAAUAUUUGUUGAUUGCAGUAUUUUGCAUGAUUUGACUUUAUCAUGAUACAGCUUAUGAUAUCUUGUUAACUCAAUGAGAACAGGUGAGUUGGUAACACUUGCACUAUAUGUAACAUGUCUAUAAUGAAGGCUGAUAAUACUGAACCUGAUGUACAAUGAAAUAGAAGUGAUCCAGAUGUACUUUCUCCACGAAAAAUGGAUGUUUUUAUUUUGGUUUGUUCCACCAUCCUUGUGUCAUCAAGCCAAAAUGGUCUUUUUGAAUUGAUAUCUACAAUUUCAAAAAUUGACUUGAUUAUGGUACUUUCAUGUAGGGCCCUAAAUAAGCCAAAAUGUAACCACAUCAAACUAUCACGAUUAAGAGUAUAUUAAAAAUCUUUUGAUAGGUUUAAUUUUCAUAUAUAUAGAGGAAAAUAAUAUAAGCAUUUACGUAGAAUAGUUAUAUGCAUGAAAACUGGGCAUAUUGAAACUAUAAUCUAUGGAAAUGAAAUUAUCAAGGUACAGUAAUCAUAUUUGCCAAGCAAAAGUUUAGAUUAAUAAAUAAAAAAAAAAAAUACCUAGACAUUUAAAAAAUAAUCAAACAAAAAAUGGAAAAAUUGUUCUUAUGAUCAUUACUAUUGACUUGAUAAACUGAAAUUCCUUUGUAUUGUGUAACCAAUGUUUAUCAGAUGUGGCAACUACAUUGUAUGUUCAGUAUGUGUACGUAAAUAUUAAGUAUUUGGAUAGUUGACUGGAGUUUUAAGUAUGUCGGUAUUUUAUUUUCAUGAAAGAGGUAAAUAAUUAUUUCAUAUAUUGGCAUACUCAUUGGUCCAAAAAUCUUUUCAGUUGUUAUGCAGUGUCUUCCAAAUUAGAAUCUCUGUUGACAGUUUAAAUAACUUUUUUUUUCUCGUAUAUUUCACUUUUUUUCAUUUAUUUUAAGACAUUUGUUGCUUGUUUUAUAGAAUUAUGCAUUGAAGUAGAUCACAAAUUAGUGUUCCAAAAUUGAUAAACCUCUGCUGUUACAUUUUGUAUUCACCAUAAUUAUAUACAAUUGCAUUCCAUUAUGCUUAUACUGUUGUAUAUUUUUUGCUUUACACAAGGAUAUUUAUUUAAUUUUUUUUUUGUUAUCUGUUAUACUCCCAUGAAAAUACUUUGUAUAGUUAGUUAAACAAAAGUAAUGAUAUAUAGUCAAGAAUGUAAGAAAUUAAGUAUCAAAAGCAUUCCAGUUUUUCCAUCAUUGUGAAAGUUUUUGUUGUCAUAUUUAUACAGAUUUUUAUACAUGUUUAUAACAUCAUUUCAUUUCUAAGUCACAUUAAAUGUGACCUAUUAUGGUCAGGUUUUGUAUUUAACUGAUGCAGAUUGUACGGCUAUAUCAGCUUUUUAUUAUAUAUAUAGCUCACCUGGCCGGAAGGGCCGGUGAGCUUCUGCCAUGGCACAGAAAACCCUACUAGUCCUGAAUGGAUUUUGAUGAAAAUUGGUCUGGAACAUUAUUUGGAGAACUAAUGUUAUAUAAAUAGAAGGUGUGGCUCCCUUACGGCUGGAAGGACGAGGCCCAAUAGGGGAAAUUGAGGUAAAUCCUGUAAAUAACUACUUAUCCUGAAUGCCUGAAUGGAUUGUAAUGAAAUUUGGUUUGGAGCAUUAUUGGGCAAAGGAGAUGUAAUGUUAUAUAAAUGGAAGGAGUGACUGACUUGGUGCCGAAUAGGCCUGAACGCCUGAAUGGGUUUUGAUGAAGUUUGUUCUAGAGCAUUAUUGGGCAAAGGGAAACUUAUGUUGUGUAAACGGAAGGUGUGGCUCUCUUUGGGCGGAGGGGCGGAGGGGCGGGGGCAAAUAGAGAAAGUUGAGGUAAAUCCUUUAAAUACCUACAUGUCCUGAGCAUUAUUGGAUAAAUAAAAUCUAAUAUUGUAUGAAUGGAUUAUGAACCAUUGUAGGAAAAUAUUAGAAAUAUAAUUUAAAUUAGAGUAUUUUACCCCAUUUACUGAAAUAUCAAGGUGAGCGAUGCAGGCCCUCUGGGCCUCUUGUAUAUUUUAAUUUCAUUGUUUACAACUGCAUCGGCAUCAGCCAAUCAGGAGUACGGUUUUAGUCGUUUCCUGUGGAUGAUUUUAUGUUGAGGAUUUUCCCCAUUUACAUGUAGGAGCACUCGUGAAAGUGAACUAGUUGCAUAUAAGGAUACACAUUAAUCAAUGAUGCUGAUGAAAUUUCAUAUUGGAAUUGAAAUCAAGCAUUCACAGAUUUUCAUUUGUUUAGUGAUGUUGGAAAUAACGUUGUUUUCGGAAUGUCAAUAUUGCAAACAAUACAGUAAGUUAAUAUUAACGUACACAUUUUAGCGGUAUUUUUAUUUUAGCGAUUUUGAUGCCCGCUGUAUCCCACUGCAUUUUAUAGAAGACUUCCGACUGAAAGUGGGCCCCUGAAGAAUCGAGGAUUUUCUUCCCUGUCUUCUUUUUGGGGGACAUUAACCCUAACCCUAUUGACAAAAAUAGAUCUGCUUCCUCCAUGCUUGGAACCUUUCUUUUCUUUCCCCACUGCUCUAUCUUUAUGUGCGUUGUUUUCCUUUCUCUAGGUGUCUCCUUGACACCCGUCCUCGUUUGUCUAGUUUUAUUAUUGCUGUUAACAAUUCCAUGAUUUUUUAAUCUUCACGAGCUUCCUAUUUAUUAUGUCUGAGACUAAGAUAUUGUUCUCUGGCUAUUUGAGGACUCGAAUCCCCAAAAAUAAAAGUAAACAGCGAUUUCGCACUUAAAGUUUUCCGCUAACUAACGAUGACGCUAAUGUAGUUUCCUACAUCGUUUUCUAUGGCAAGUAUUAUUGCUGGUGCGCCAAUUAGGUUUUGCAAUAAAAUUGGGGUACCUCCAAAUAAGCACGUUUACAGUAGUCUGAUUAAUGUUGAGGCAAUUACAUUCCCACUAAUUAAUGUUUAUAUCAGCUCGUAUGGGAUACAGUUGAAUUUACAUUAAUAUCCAAUUCAUAGACGAGUUCUCUUUACGAGGUGACUCGCUAAACUGAAGGGAAAAAAAAUUUCUAAAUCAUGUAUGAAAUAGAAAAUAUGUUAAUAUAUGUGCAAAAUAGGGCUUAAUUUUGUUGAAUGUUCAAAUCAAUCUAAUUAAAAACUAGAUGGCCAUUCUCUCUACGUUACAUGAACAUGAUUAUGUAAUGUAGUGGGAAGGAGCAUCUAUAUUUUAAUUAGAUUGAUGUUCAGAUUUGUUACGUAUAGAACACUAAUAUAUUUAGAGGUUUUAUUGUCUAGUUAUGAAAUUAUUGUUAUCGAUACUAUGUAAGUUAUUAACAAUGAAACUAUUUUAGCAUUAGUCAAAGAUAAAAAUCGUUGAAUAUUUGUGAUGUUUUUAACAGUUGUAAUGAUGUCGAGUUUCAUCUUCAGGUUUUUCCUAUUUAUUAAGCGCAAUGUCUGACACUUAAAUAUCGUUUAUUGUGCUAGUUGAACAGUAAAAAUAUGUUGAUUGUUCAGAGACAACAACCUAACUUAAUCUUAAUUGAAUACCUUUUUAUGUAGUCUUUAAGAGCGAUUAAAACUGAUCAUGAGUAUUAUACCUAUAAUAUGGACCCGUUGUUCUAAAGGUGAUGGGCUUGAUAACUAGGUAAGUGAAAAUUUCAUUUCUUCUUGACCUUAAAACCUGAGUGUUUGUAUUCCUUAUAAAAGGCGGGUAAGAAGACUAGAUUUAGACAUUUUCUAAAAAGUUUAUUCUACCAGAAUUGAUUUCAUCAGGAUUUUAAAAUGUUGUUAAGCUGUGAUUAGCCUAAUCACCUUUUGAAUAACUGGACCCUGAUCUCUUUAGUGCCAGUUACACAGAGGAGUUUUAGUUCAAUCUUUAAUUUUUAGUGACUUUUAUCAUAUAUUCGUUUUAUGCUCUAGUCUAGUGAUAGUUAAGAAGUGCAAUUCAGUUGAAUUUUCCAGUUUUAUCUUUUGACAUUUAUCAGAUAUUUGUUUUAGGUCUAGUCUCUUAAGGGCCAGGUACACCUUGACAUUUAAGUGAAUUUUUGCAUUUAGUUAUUGACAUUUACAAUAUACAAGAUGUAUUCAUUUAUGGUCUAGUUUGUUUAGAACCAUUUAUUUAUUUUGCGUUAUUAUCACAUAAUCGUUUCAGGUCUAGUCUUUUUAGUGCCAAUUACACCAACGACUUUUAGUUAUUUUUAUCAAGGGUUUAAAGUCCAUAGUUCUAGUAAGCAGCUAAAAGUUAGUUCUGCUAUAAAGAUUGUUACAGACUUUACCACUAACAUAAUACAGGCUCUUUUAAAUAAUGUACUAAAUGUAAUUAUUGAACUGAUAUAAUAUUUUGUGGCUCUUGCAGCCAGUGCCUACGGCAUGGCUGCUAUACAUUGAUGUAUGUGUAAACAUAUGCGACUGUUAAACGGUUAACAUAUCAUACGUUUAAUAUGCAUUUGUAUUUGAUUAUUAGAAAAUUUGUCUCUAACUUUUACUGUAUUUUAAACUGUGCUACAUACGGCGUAUUAAGAUAUUCAGUGGCCACUGUUGAAACGGGAGAUGAAAGAUUAUGGUCGUGGAUUAAGACAUGAGUUUGUUGUGAUUUCUCAUUUAAUAUUUUCGCUGAGGGAAUAUGUUAAGCAACGUAUUGCAAAUUCCAAUUAAGUGUUUAUCUCUGACAGAUUUAUGUUGCGGUUUAUCGCUUCAUAUUAUCGUUAAGAGGAUAUUUUCAAGCAACAUAAAAAUGUAUUACAAAUUCAAGACAUCGUUUGAGAUUGGUUACGGGUGCUGUGAAUUUCUGGACAGUUUACAAUUGUAUAUCGGAAUAGGUCAUGUUUUCCAUAAAAGUCAACAAUUUAAGAAAUCAAUAGUAUUUGUGCAUACCUCCAAUUUUGUUAUUCAAUAUUAUUCAAUAUUAACUAUUGCUUUAAAUAGCGUUUGCGAACACAUAUUAUGUAGCUAUGAAUACAAUUUUCAGGGACUGCAAUUCCAUCGUCUUUACUUACCCACCGAUUUCAUUCUCAUGCAAUACUCAAUGCAAUACUCGACUAUAUUUGACAGAACCAACGAUUGUUUAGUUAUACACUAUACCAACUCUCGUCUCCCUUUUUAUAUCAAUGCAUGUUUUGUGUACCCAUAUAUCUCUUCAUACCCACCAGACUAUAUAAUUUGAUGCGAUUAUCAAUUUUGUCGUUCAAAUUUGUUUGAUAUAAUCUUAAUAUUUGAUAUAAAAAUCACGUAGUUUUUUAAUGGUUUCCAUUUUCACGAUUUUCGAUGUUUUAAAGAUCACACAAAAAGCUACAGUGAAAAUACAUUUUUAAAGUAUCGUCCUUUCCAUAACGAUUAAAUUUUUUUUUUGGUUAAAACCGUGAAAUUUUGAAACGACGAAAACAACUUUUACAGUAAACUACUGUUAAAAGUAUUUGUUUUCCUCUCUUCUGUUUUAAAUACAUUUUGUGUAAGUACAUUAUAUACACAGGUGAACAUUUUAGACUGAAUUGAUGAUCAGCAUUUUAAUUGAACUACAUGUAUAAUUAAUCGGUUGUAAUAAUGAUUUGCUAAACUGUGUGUUAAAAGGACUUAAACAUUAUGUUAUAAUGACGUCACCUUUAUGCUUAAAGGAUGCGUAAAAUUUAUUUUGAAAUUGGUCUGAAUAUCAAGGUCUUGCUGAAAAUGAUAUUGCUUUGUAACUAUUACAUAACAUUGCAUCAGAUGGUACUACUUAAUGCCACGAGAAAACUCAUCGAAAUUGAGAUGAGAUGUUCUGAAAGUUUAGCUUAUAUGAAUCCAAAAAUAGAUUACGCCAUAUUAAGUGAUACAGGAAGUCAAGUCACCAUCAUUCUCGGUACCUAGCUAUAAAACUGUUAAUUCCGUAAGCAAUAUCACGGUUUAAUGAGUUCAGCUGGUCGUCUGACGCAUAAUAAUGAAUAUCUAGACUUUAUAUAGAUUGCAGAAUUUCUCAGGAAAAUUAGCCAUAGGUAAAUAUUUUAUAUAUGUUAUGCUUGUGGUGGUCUUUCCUUACAGUAUUGUACAAAAGCAAACAAUAUAUUAAAAAUUUGCUGUAACGUCGGCUGUAAGUGAUUACUGAAUUUUUAGGUCACCUGAGACGAAGUCUCCAGUGACCUAUUGUAAUCGCCUUUUGUCCGGCGUUGUGCGUCCGUAAACAAUUUUCAUUUUCAGCCUUUUCUCCAAAACCACUGAACCAAAUGAAAU
Pecten maximus is the source of this 8297-nucleotide messenger RNA. Its product is annotated as tetraspanin-33-like. The transcript is spliced from 7 exons. Lineage: Eukaryota; Metazoa; Mollusca; Bivalvia; Pectinida; Pectinidae. Bases 98 to 937 code for a protein of 279 amino acids. The record is from RefSeq and is a predicted model, not a curated record. Gene Ontology annotation, cellular component: membrane.